Vitis vinifera (wine grape) is the source of this 1702-nucleotide messenger RNA. Its product is annotated as auxin-induced protein 5NG4-like. The record is from RefSeq and is a predicted model, not a curated record. Gene Ontology annotation, molecular function: transmembrane transporter activity. Gene Ontology annotation, cellular component: plasma membrane. NCBI's taxonomy places the organism in Eukaryota, Viridiplantae, Streptophyta, Magnoliopsida, Vitales, Vitaceae. The transcript has 6 exons. The coding region runs from base 208 to 1338 and encodes 376 amino acids.
AGGUUUGGGUUGUGACAAAAAACAUUUGUCAAUAAAUAAAUGGGAGGUCAGUGAGCUCAUCACUGAGCUCACUUGUCCCUUUCAGGAACCGCAUCAUGUGCACUUGGUGCCUUCAAAGGGGCAACUACAUAGAAUGAAGGGUCUCCUCAAGUGUUUCCUCUGCUUGCUUCUAUGUGAUUCACUCUUCCAAUCUUGGGUUUUGCUUCAAUGGCUGAAACUGGUCCAGCACUGGCCAGGAGAAUGCGUUGGGUGCCUGAUCGUGCCAACCUGCACAUAGCCAUGAACGUUUUUCAGUUUGUUUAUGCUGGGAAUCAUGUCAUUUUGAGGACUGCCCUUAACAUGGGUAUAAGCAAGCUUGUUUUCCCUGCUUACAGGAACAUCAUCGCGCUGGCUAUGAUUGCUCCCUUCGCUUAUUUCCUAGAGAAGAAGGACAGGCCGGCACUGACUGCUUCUUUUCUUGUGCAAUUCUUCCUUCUCGCAUUUGUUGGAAUAACAGCAAAUCAAGGAUUUUACUUGUUGGGGUUAGACAACACAUCACCCACCUUGGCUUCUGCUACAGAGAAUGCUGUCCCGGCUGUGACCUUUCUGAUGGCUGCUAUCCUGCGAAUUGAGGAAGUUCACUUGAACAGGAGAGAUGGCAAAGCUAAAGUGCUUGGAACAAUCUGUAGUGUUGCCGGAGCUUCAAUUAUAACCAUUUACAAAGGGCCAAUCAUAUUUAGGCCAAGCCAUCCUUUGAACCAAUCUCUUCCAUCCAUUUCACUUGGAGAUGCUGAGGGGAAAAAUUGGACCUUGGGUUGUGUCUGUCUCAUCGGUCACUGCAUAUGUUGGUCCGGCUGGAUCGUGCUACAAGCACCAAUCUUGAAGAAAUACCCAGCUCAGCUCUCAGUCUCCUCUUUCACUUGCUUCUUUGCAAUCCUACAGUUUCUGGCGGUUGCGGGUUUAAUUGAAAGAAACUCCCAAGCCUGGCUGUUUCAUUCCCGAACCGAACUCUUCUGUGUUCUCUACUCGGGAGCUGUAGUUUCAGGAAUUGGCUUUUCAAUACAGCUAUGGGCUGUUGGCAAGGCAGGCCCUGUGUUUGUUUCGGCAUAUCUACCUCUACAGACCCUCCUUGUUGCUGUCAUGGCAUCACUUGCUUUAGGCGAAAGAUUCUAUUUGGGAGGGGUCCUUGGAGCAGUGUUGAUCUUAGUUGGACUAUACCUUGUUGUCUGGGGAAAAAGUGAAGAGGGCAAGUUUGCUAGCAGAAAGGCUGUGAUUCCUUCAGUGGCAGAGAGCAGUCCAUCCACAAACAACAGAAAAUCCUCAGUUUUCCAGCCACUGCUCCCUACCUCUUCCAAGUGAUAAAAUCCUGACAAGAGGGAUGAAGUGUGGCCUCGGUGGCAUUGUUUCUCUGCCAAUUUUUCUUUUUUCAGCAGGUGCUGGUUUUAAGCGUCCAGAUUAGAAGCAAUAGCGAGUCUAAUGGCCACAGCGGCAUGAACCGGAAAGGAGGCCCUAUGACAAAGAAAAAUGGAAAGAAUCAAACAAAUAGAAGGCGCAUAAAACACACCCUCAAUGAUGAAUAAGGUUUUCAGAAGAGGAAAUUUUCUUUUACUAAUUAUAAUGGAAAUUGCUUUCCUUGGUCCAAGCAUUGGAAUUUUGUUUGCUGCUAGCGUCUGUCACUGGUUAAGAUAAUGCUAUUUAUAUUAAGGUCCACCAUUGAAUUGAA